UGAGCUUCAAAUAGAUUACUUCUCCAUAAUAUUCAUUCCAAUCGCACUAUUCAUCACCUGAUCCAUCAUAGAAUUCUCACUAUGAUACAUAAACUCAGACCCAAAUAUCGACCAAUUCUUCAAAUACCUCCUUAUUUUCCUCGCUGCCAUACUAAUUCUAGUCACUGCCAACAACCUCUUCCAAUUCCUUAUCGGCUGAGAGGGCGUAGGAAUCAUAUCUUUUCUCCUAAUUAGCUGAUGAUACGCCCGAACAGACGCCAAUACAGCAGCCAUCCAAGCAAUCUUAUACAGCCGCAUUGGCGACAUUGGUCUUAUCCUGGCCAUAGCAUGAUUUCUCCUACAUUGUAACUCAUGAGACCUCCAACAAAUACUAGCCCUAAAUCUCAACUCAAACUCCCUCCCACUAAUAGGCCUCCUCCUAGCAGCAGCAGGAAAAUCAGCUCAAUUCGGCCUUCACCCCUGACUACCCUCUGCCAUAGAAGGCCCAACUCCAGUCUCAGCCCUACUUCACUCCAGUACCAUAGUUGUUGCCGGAGUAUUCUUACUCAUCCGCUUCCACCCUCUAAUAGAAACCAACACAAUGAUUCAAAAUCUUACAUUAUGCCUGGGGGCUAUUACUACCCUAUUUACAGCCAUCUGCGCCCUCACACAAAACGACAUUAAAAAAAUCGUAGCCUUCUCUACCUCAAGCCAACUAGGCCUAAUAAUAAUCACCAUUGGUAUCAACCAACCAUACUUAGCAUUCCUACACAUCUGCACCCAUGCUUUCUUUAAAGCCAUACUUUUCAUAUGCUCCGGAUCCAUUAUCCAUAACCUAAACAACGAACAAGACAUUCGAAAAAUGGGAGGCCUAUUCAAAACAAUACCUCUCACCUCAACUUCCAUAAUCAUUGGCAACCUAGCACUUACAGGAAUACCCUUCCUCACAGGCUUCUACUCCAAAGACCUUAUUAUCGAAGCCACAAACACGUCGUACACCAACGCCUGAGCCCUAUUCAUUACUCUCAUCACUACCUCUCUAACAAGCGCCUACAGCACUCGAACUAUCCUCCUCACCCUAACAGGACAACCCCGUUUUCCAGCUCUAACAAACAUCAACGAAAACAACCCCACCCUACUAAACCCAAUCAAACGCCUCACAAUAGGCAGUAUGAUCACAGGAUUUCUUAUCACCAACAACAUCCCCCCCACUUCACUCCCCCAACCAGCAAUACCCCUCUACUUAAAACUCUCAGCCCUAUGCGCAACUGCCCUAGGCUUCCUAGCAGCCCUAGACCUCACCCUUAUAACAAACAAGCUGAAAAUAAAAAACCCAUCACAAAUAUUCAAAUUCUCCAAUAUACUAGGAUAUUUUCCCACCACAAUUCACCGCACAAUCCCCUAUCAAAACCUACUCAUAAGCCAAAAUUUAGCCCUUCUCCUACUAGACUCAACAUGACUAGAAAAAUCUAUACCUAAAAUAAUCUCACAAGCACACAUCACUGCCUCCAUAACUGUAACCACCCAAAAAGGCAUAAUCAAACUCUAUUCCCUUUCUUUCCUCAUCCCCCUUACCCUAGCCCUAAUUCUAAUGAUAUAACCUAUUACCCCGAACAAUCUCAAUCACAACAUACACACCAACAAAUAGUGUUCAACCAGCAACUACCACUAAUCAACGCCCAUAAUCGUAUAAGGCACCCGCACCAAUAGAAUCACCUCGAAUCAAUCCUGACCCUUCCCCCUCAAAAAUUACUCAGUCACCAGUAUCACUAAAACUAACCACCACUACUACCGCCUCAUCUAAACUUAAAACUCAUAAAAUCAAUAUCACCUCCAUCAUCAACCCUACUAAAAGACCCCCUAAAACCUCAAACCCAGAACCCCAUGUCUCAGGAUACUCUUCAAUAGCCAUUGCAGUAGUAUAACCAAAAACAACCAUCAUACCCCCCAGAUAAACUAAAAACAUCAUUAAACCCAUAUAAGCUCCCCCACAACUUAAAACAAUCACACAACCAAUUACACCACUAACAAUUAACGCCAGACCCCCGUAAAUAGGAGAAGGCUUAGAAGAAAACCCCACAAACCCCAUAACUAAUAAAACACUCAAUGUAAACAAAAUAUACGUCAUCGCUUUCACAUGGACUCCAACCAUAACUAAUGGUACGAAAAACCAUCGUUGUACUUCAACUAUAAAAGCACCAAUGAUUCCAAUACGCAAAUCCAACCCAAUCAUAAAAAUAAUUAAUCGCUCCUUCAUUGAUUUACUCACCCCACCCAACCUCUCCAUGUGAUGAAACUUUGGCUCACUUCUUGCAGCCUGCCUAAUUUUACAAAUCGUCACAGGCCUACUCCUAGCAAUACACUACUCACCAGACACCUCCUCCGCCUUCUCCUCAAUCGCACACAUCACCCGAGAUGUAAAGUACGGCUGAAUCACUCGCUACCUCCACGCCAAUGGUGCCUCUAUACUCUUUAUCUGCCUUUUCCUACACAUCGGUCGAGGCCUUUACUACGGCUCAUAUCUCCUCCUAGAAACCUGAAACAUUGGCAUUAUACUCCUUCUUAUAACCAUAACAACAGCUUUCAUGGGUUAUGUUCUCCCAUGAGGCCAAAUGUCAUUCUGGGGGGCAACAGUAAUCACAAACCUACUAUCAGCAAUCCCGUAUAUCGGAACCAAUCUAGUCCAAUGAAUCUGAGGAGGAUACGCCAUCGACAGCCCCACUCUCACACGAUUCUUCACCUUACACUUUAUUCUACCCUUCAUUAUCAUCGCCCUCACAACCGUACACCUACUAUUCCUACACGAAACAGGAUCAAACAACCCUUGCGGAAUCUCCUCCGACUCGGACAAAAUCGUCUUCCACCCCUACUACACAAUCAAAGACAUCCUAGGCCUAGUCCUCCUUCUCUUUAUCCUAGCAACACUAACACUACUCUCACCCAACCUCCUAAACGACCCAGACAACUACAUCCCAGCCGACCCACUAAAUACUCCCCCACACAUCAAGCCAGAAUGGUACUUCCUAUUUGCAUACACAAUCCUACGAUCCAUCCCCAACAAACUGGGAGGCGUAUUAGCACUCUUCUUAUCGAUCUUCAUCCUAGCAGCCAUCCCCAUACUCCACAAAUCCAAACAACAAAGCAUAAUAUUCCGCCCACUCAGCCAAUUCCUGUUCUGACUCCUGAUAACAGUCCUAUUAACUCUUACCUGAAUCGGAAGUGAACCAGUAACCCAACCCCUUACUACCAUCGGCCAAGUAGCAUCCAUAAUAUACUUCAUCACAAUUCUAAUCCUAAUACCACUAGCCUCCCUAAUCGAAAACAAGCUACUUAAAUGAACCUGCCCUCGUAGUAUAAACUAAUAAACUGGCCUUGUAAACCAGAAAUGAACACUCUUCCUAGGGCAAUCAGAAAGAAAGUACCUAACUCUACCACCAACACCCAAAGCUGGCAUUCUAACUUAAACUACUUUCUGCACUCUUAUGUCACAUAAGCUUCAUAAAAUAACCCUAACACCAACCUAUCCAUGAUAUUACUAUGUAAUUCGUGCAUUACUGCUAGUCAGCAUGUAUAAUAUAUAGUACUAUAUAUGUUUAACUGUACAUAACACAUAUCAUUACAUAUCAACUCAACAUCCCAGACAACAUGCUUACAAGCAAGUACUCUAAUGUAAGCUCCAACAGCAGUACAUAACACAGCUCCCUCAAACUCAACUUGUCCCCCCCCAUGAAUAUCAACCGAACCAGCCCAUGCCAGUCGUCCAUAGUACAUUAAAUCGUUCAUCGGACAUAGCACAUAUUCAUUAAAUAAUCCUCCUCACCACGGAUGCCCCCCCUCACUUAGGAAUCCCUUGUUCACCAUCCUCCGUGAAAUCAAUAUCCCGCACAAGAGUGCUACUCUCCUCGCUCCGGGCCCAUAACUCGUGGGGGUAGCUAUACUUGAGCUGUAUCCGGCAUCUGGUUCUUACCUCAGGGCCAUAACAAUCAAGAUCGCCCACACGUUCCCCUUAAAUAAGACAUCUCGAUGGAUCACGGGUCUAUCACCCUAUUAACCAGUCACGGGAGAUUUCCAUGCAUUUGGUAUCUUUUAUCUCUGGUCUGCACGCAACCCCAUCGCAGAAUGCUGACUCCCACCACAUCCCGUCCUGUAUGCGCCUGUCUUUGAUUCCUAGUACAUGCAGUUGUUGAUCGCACCUACGUUCAAUAUUCUAGCUCCACGCAAACUUUAGCAAGGUGUUAUUUAAUUCAUGCUUGUAGGACAUAUUAAUAACCAUUCCAACCAACAUCACCCACACCACACCAUUAACCACAACCGUGUCUUAUCAAACCCCCCCACCCCCAUCUCCGACCUUCAUCCAAACCCACUCUUGCCAAACCCCAAAAACAAAAGUCUUAACAUAUCCGGUCAGAGCCCAUAUUUUUAUCUUUUGGGUGUACACAACUCCAACUGCCAUUCCCUCAACUAACAAACAUUUACUUCACCAAACACCCUCUGCACCAACCCGCGACAGAUCCUUCUCAUACAACCCAAAAGAAACUACCUCACAAUUGUACUGACACCUCUGUUUAUGUAGCUUAAACCCACCCAAAGCAAGACACUGAAAAUGCCUAGAUGGGUUUGCACACCCCAUAAACAAAUAGGCUUGGUCCUGGCCUUUCUAUUAGCUCUUGGCAGGAUUACACAUGCAAGCAUCCUCGCUCCGGUGAAGACGCCCUAUAAAUCAUCAUGACCAAUAGGAGCAAGCAUCAAGCACGCACGCGCAGCUCAAAACGCUUUGCCUAGCCACACCCCCACGGGAGACAGCAGUGACAAGUAUUUAGCAAUAAACGAAAGUUCAACUAAGCCAUGCUAUAUUUAGGGUUGGUCAAUUUCGUGCCAGCCACCGCGGUUACACGAUUAACCCUAGCUAAUAGAGACCGGCGUAGAGGGUGUUUAAGAUCUGACGUAAUAAAGCUAAACUCCAUCUAAACUGUAAAACUCUAGCUGAUGUAAAAUAAACUACGAAAGUGGCUUUAAAGCUUCUGAACACACAAUAGCCAGGACCCAAACUGGGAUUAGACACCCUACUAUGCUUGGCCCUAAACCUCAGUAGUUAAAUAACAAAACUACUCGCCAGAAUACUACGAGCUACAGCUUAAAACUCAAAGGACUUGACGGUGCUUUACACCCCCUAGAGGAGCCUGUUCCGUAAUCGAUAAACCCCGAUCCACCCCACCCUCUCUUGCUCAGCCUAUAUACCGCCAUCUUCAGCAAACCCCAAUGAAGGUCACAAAGUGAGCGCAAACGCCACCACCGCGAAUACGUUAGGUCAAGGUGUAGCCUAUGAGAUGGUAAAAAAUGGGCUACAUUUUCUACCUCAGAAAAUUCCACGAAAACCCUUAUGAAAUUUAAGGGCCCAAGGAGGAUUUAGCAGUAAAUUAAGAAUAGAGUGCUUAAUUGAACUAGGCCAUAAAGCGCGCACACACCGCCCGUCACUCCUCUCAAAUAUAUUUAAGGAACAUCCUAACUAAACGCCCUAAUAUUUAUAUAGAGAGGAUAAGUCGUAACAUGGUAAGCGUACUGGAAGGUGCGCUUGGAUAAAUCAAGGUAUAGCUUAAUACAAAGCACCUGGCUUACACCCAGAAAAUCUCAAUACCACUUGAUUACCUUGAGCCAAUACUAGCCCUAAGCACAACCAACACUAAUACCAAACCAACAUGCACUAAACCAUUCACCUACACAAAGUAUAGGCGAUAGAAAUUUUAAUCUGGCGCUAUAGACGCAGUACCGUAAGGGAAAGAUAAAAACCACCCAAGCACAAAACAGCAAGGACUAACUCCUGUACCUUUCGCAUAAUGAAUUAGCUAGAAAUAAUUUCACAAAGAGGA
Macaca mulatta (Rhesus monkey) is the source of this 5846-nucleotide messenger RNA. Lineage: Eukaryota; Metazoa; Chordata; Mammalia; Primates; Cercopithecidae. The record is from RefSeq and is a predicted model, not a curated record.